Anopheles merus is the source of this 1043-nucleotide messenger RNA. RefSeq names its product exosome complex component MTR3-like. Gene Ontology annotation, biological process: rRNA catabolic process; nuclear mRNA surveillance; poly(A)-dependent snoRNA 3'-end processing. The transcript is spliced from 2 exons. Lineage: Eukaryota; Metazoa; Arthropoda; Insecta; Diptera; Culicidae. Gene Ontology annotation, cellular component: cytoplasmic exosome (RNase complex); nucleolus; nuclear exosome (RNase complex). The record is from RefSeq and is a predicted model, not a curated record. Bases 81 to 1007 code for a protein of 308 amino acids.
AACCAUUUCAAAACAAAACACAUCGCGACCGGGAAACACGUUUUGGUGCUGGGCGAACGAAUUGAAUCGCAUUUACCGCCAUGCCGCAAGAUACGAAGCGAAUAAAUGGACCAGAAUUUACCCGAUCGUACCGGAUCCAUUGCAAAGCCAACGCACCGAAACCGUUCGACGAGCGGUUGCAGGAAGCCCUCGGAAAGGACGGCAAACGAAAGGAUGGUCGACGCCUGCAGGAAAGCCGCAAAUAUUAUGCAAAAAUCGGCGUAGUUUCAACGGCCAAAGGAUCGGCGUACGUCGAGCUGGGCAACACGAAGGUGAUCGUGUCCGUGUUCGAUCCGCGCGAAAUACCGAAGCAGAACAAAUUCUGCGAGCUGGGAGAGCUGUUCUGUGACUUGAAGUUUUCGCCCUUCGCCUCGGCAGCGAGAAAAACGCACCAACCGGAUGCGCGCGAGCGAAGCAUGGCCGCCGCACUGACCAGCGCCCUGAACCCGUCCGUCUGCCGGCAUCUGUUUCCCAAUCUGCAGAUCGACGUGUUUGCGAACGUGCUGGAAGAUGAUGGAUCGGCGCUGGCGGUGGCGAUAACGGCGGCCGGCCUUGCGCUGGGCGAUGCGUGCGUUCCAAUGUUUGACAUCGUGACGGCGGCAACGGCCGGCGUGCUGGGGGAUCGUGUGGUCAUGGAUCCUACGGCCGAGGAGGAGGCGUUGUGUUUGGCCGGCCACACGGAGGAAAAUCAUGGGCUGGUGAUGCUGGCGAAGCUGCCCACGCUGGACCAGGUGCCGGAGAUUUGGCAGUACGGGUUUGUGGAUGUGGAGCUGCUGUGGGACACGUGCAAGCAGCUGAAUGCGGCUUGUGGCGAUCUCGUGCCGGUAGUGCAGCAUCUGUUGGUGAGCAAAGUGAAAACACACCUGCAAGAGCUGGAGCUGGAGAGCGAUGAAGAGGAGGAAGCUGAGCAGGACAAGGAGGAAGGUGCUACCGAAGCGUCUACACAGGGUUCCGGGGAAGAUCGAUGAAGGGAAGAGAACAAUAAAACACAAAAAAAACACAUA